AUGCUUGAGCUCAACCUACCCUUCAAAUCGUCAGCUUUGGAACUUUGCAGUCCAUUAGUGGAGUAUCGUGCCGAGCAAGAUAUUUUUCGCUUGAUACAUGUUUCAGUUGGCGAAUUUCUCAGUAGUUCUCACUUUCAUGACCAGGUGGACGAUGCAAUCCUGCCAUUUUUGAUUUCUGAAGCAGAUGGGCACCAAGAGCUGGCCAGGACUUGCCUGCGGUAUCUCUCUCACGUUGCCUGUCAGGUUGUGAUUGAUCCUGCCAGGUUUCCGCUGUUGGAUUACGCGGUUCUUUUCUGGUGCCAUCACUAUACCAAGUCGACUUUCGACCGUGGCCUUGAGCGCGAGGUGACCGACUUUCUGUCUUCGAAGCCGCGGCGGCAGUUUUGGAUCUUGCAGCUACUUUUCCUCCAAUCAUCUAUGUUUCCACUUCAGCGCCUGAUGAAGAUGCAGAGGUCCCUGGCAGAAUGGAUUGCUCGAAACACAGAGAACGGAUUUGACAUGAGCCUGAUUGAUUGGAUGCAAGACGUCCCAGAGAUCUUGAUCCGAGGUCAAGUGCCGUUAGCAUCGUCAAAUUUCGACUGUACAUCUCAAAACUACAAGAUUCCGCCAAUAAGUUACUUUGACAAGAUGAUGGUCAUCCGCGACCUUGUUCGAGAAUUUACAAUGAGUGGGAGACUGACAGAUGGGGAACAAUGGCUCGCUGAAGGUCUUGAGAAUCAAAGAAAUAUCCUGGGACAAGAGCACCUCUCGACGGCAUGGUUUAUGAACAGUCUGGGCUUACUGUAUGACCAACAGCAACGAGUGGAACUCUCAGCACGCACUCAAGAGCAAGCGCUCGCAAUUCAAUCGUUACGUCUUGGACCUGAUCACGAGGAGACAAGAUGGACUGUCAAUGAACUCGGCCGAAUCUACCGUCACCUUCACCAAUAUGGCCUGGCCGAGGACAUGCAUUUAUGUUCACUCCAGGUCCUCCAAAACCAGUACGCGUCGGACAAUCUCGAAACUGCCUGGACUUUGAAUACCUUGGCGCGGACAUAUCGCAAGCAAGGACGAUACAAUGAAGCUCUAGGGCUCCAUGAAGAAGCCAUCAAAAUCCAGACGGCAAAGCUCGGUAGGGACCAUCCACAUACGCUUUGGGCGAUCACAGACGUGGCGCGUUGCUAUCAUGACCAAGGUCUGCUGCAGAAAUCUGCAGAUACGCACCAAGACGCGCUUUCUCGACGAGAACGCGUCCUUGGGUCGAACCAUCCAGACACCCUCUGGACUAUGAAUGAUUUGGCCAUUGUCCUGGGAGAAAUAGGAGACACCGAUGCAGCGCGUCGUCUGCAUCAAAGAGCCUGGACUGGUCAAAAAGCCCUGCUGGGUGAAAACCAUCCCCACUCUCUGUGGACCAGCGGGGCGCUCAGGAAGCUGAGUUACUGA
Messenger RNA from Cladophialophora psammophila CBS 110553, 1422 nucleotides. RefSeq lists its product as uncharacterized. The transcript has a single exon. Lineage: Eukaryota; Fungi; Ascomycota; Eurotiomycetes; Chaetothyriales; Herpotrichiellaceae. Gene Ontology annotation, molecular function: protein binding. Bases 1 to 1422 code for a protein of 473 amino acids. The record is from RefSeq and is a predicted model, not a curated record.